AUGAGCCCCUCCUCCGACCAACCACAAGAAACAACCCUCCCUCCCAUAGAACCCAUCAACCCCUCCCUCGUAACUUUCACCAUCGCCACCCCGCAUCAACGUAUCCUCUCCUGGAGACUCAACGGCGCUUCCUGGGCCUCCCCUCUCACCCUAGACCAGUAUGUCGGCCGCGAACAGACCCUCUCCGAAACCGAGCUUUCCGCCAACGGCGGCACCCUCUACUACAUCUUACACCACCGUGAUGAUCCGGAGCUGAUUAUCUCCGCGUGCGAGGUGACAAGUAAAAGGCUUGUUAUCGCGGGUCCGGGGACGAAUGGAUCGAAGGUGGGAAAUGGGUAUGCCAUUGCGAGUGUGUUUACGAAUCCGAGGUUCCGGAACCAGGGGAUGGCGAGUUAUUUGUUGAAAAGGGUGCAGGAGGAGGUGGAUAAACGGGGGGAUGAGUGUGGGGUGUUGUAUAGUGAUAUUGGGAGGGUUUUCUAUACGCGGUUGGGGUGGAAAGAUUUCCGCACACCACAGUUAUUGGCUGGUAUUGAGGGCGACGCUACGGCGUUUCCUGUCCCUGAAGGGGUUGAACUGCUCAACGAAGAUCAGGUUCGCAAACUGUGCGAAGACGACGUCAAAGCCGUGGAGGAAGAGUUCUCCAGACUGGCGGCUGCCCCCGAUGGCAAGACACACAUCGUUUUCUUGCCAACCCCAGCUCAAUUCUCAUGGCACUUUGCUCGUGACGGAUACGUUUGUCCCAUUCUGCGUAACCGUGAGGUGCAGUGGCGCGGUGCGCGCACAGAGGAUGGGCUGGCUUGGAUCGCGUGGGACCAUGAUUUGCGCGAGAAAAAGCUCAAGAUUUUGCGGAUCGUGUCACGUCAUUCAGCUGAGGAGAAAAAGAAAGCGGUGAAAAGACUUUUGCUUGCUGCCAUGGCUGAGGCAAGGGAUUGGGAUGUGCCCAAGGUGCUGGUUUGGGAGCCGAGCGAGGAGGUGAGCGUUGCUGCGACGGAGAUUUGGAGGGAGCUUGGCCCGAAGGUAUCGCUUGUUUUCGAGGAGAGGGAGGACGGAUCGAUUCCGAGUCUGAGGUGGCAGAACGGAGAGAACAGGGAGGUUGUUUGGCAUCACAAUGAGUACUAUGGUUGGUGCUAA
Molecule: messenger RNA, 1131 nt
Organism: Thermochaetoides thermophila DSM 1495
Lineage: Eukaryota; Fungi; Ascomycota; Sordariomycetes; Sordariales; Chaetomiaceae
Exons: 1
Coding region: 1-1131 (376 amino acids)
Source: RefSeq, a predicted model, not a curated record